Messenger RNA from Dissoconium aciculare CBS 342.82, 1649 nucleotides. Its product is annotated as DUF689-domain-containing protein. The record is from RefSeq and is a predicted model, not a curated record. Lineage: Eukaryota; Fungi; Ascomycota; Dothideomycetes; Mycosphaerellales; Dissoconiaceae. The transcript has 2 exons. The coding region runs from base 251 to 1357 and encodes 368 amino acids. Gene Ontology annotation, molecular function: iron-sulfur cluster binding. Gene Ontology annotation, biological process: iron-sulfur cluster assembly. Gene Ontology annotation, cellular component: cytoplasm.
CGCAGCGUUGCUCCGCGGACGAACUUUUCUUCGCUUGAUUGAUAAGACACACUAAAGAGUGGGCCGACUUGCUCCAAUCACCUGAACACUGAUAUAGAAUCUUUUCCUUCCUCAAUUCGUUUCUCACGCGUGCUGCGCUCUGACUAUCUCUCUUUUGCCGUUCGCAAAGCCUUAACAGACAACAUUGUGACCAACGCAACCUUCGAACGCGGAAUAAACUUUCUUUGUACUGAUCGCGAUUCCUGCAAUCAUGGCACCCUCUGUCGUAAUUGACAACACUCCCGACUUCGACUUUCCCACCAAACCUGUUGCACAGUCCACGACAAACUCACCACGAACACUCCUACUGGCGCCCGCCUCCGUGGCCGCACAUCCCCAAGUUCUCACCCAAGUCUCACAAGCCUACGACCGCAAUGCGACCGACAUCCAGAUGCUCGACCGGCUGGCUCUAGGCCUAGUCUCUCUCCCGAAAUCAACAUACGACCUCAUUCUUCUAUUGACCGACGUUGAUGCCUCAAACCAAGCACCUCGUCCACUUCUCAACCGUGAAGUCACGGAGAAACUCGUUCAGUCACUCAAGAACGGCGGGCGUCUCCAAUCGCAAGAUGGCAGUUUCGGCCAACAGCAGUCAAGUGCGGACCAGACCGAAGCGAUUCUAGCGGGCCUGGUGGCGGAUGGUGCGAACGGAAUGGUCAAGCCAGAGACUUUUGGAAGCGAGCAGACGGUCAAAUUGAAUUUUGGAAACAGGAGGAAGCAGGCUGCGAACGGCACCGAAAAGGCACAGGCGGCGGCGGUUCCAGCCAAUGCCGUCGAGGAAAUCAACUUGGCAUCGAUUGCGAAGAAAGAGACGAACGGCUCAAAUGGUACUCAAAACGGCCCCCUGCGUUCGACGCCAGCGGGUGUCGGCUUCAUUAACAAUGACGAUGAGUUGGACGGAGGCUACGAGGACGAAGACGAGGAGAUGGAGUUUCCUAGCGACGAACAAUUGGAGAACGCCGGCCGCAUUGAUCCCGAUUCGCUCCUGUCGGAGGCCGAUCGACAGAAGCCACUCGUCAUUCCCGAAGCCUGCAAACCCAACACCAAGCGCCGACGCGCCUGCAAAGACUGCAGCUGCGGCCUUGCCGAGCGUCUCGCCGCCGAAGAUAAAGCCACUCGCGCCGAAGCCGAUGCGAACCUCGCGCGUCUGAACGCCGCCGAUCUCACCGAGGUGGAUUUCACCGUGCAGGGCAAGGUCGGUUCGUGCGGGAACUGCGCGCUGGGAGACGCCUUCCGUUGCGAUGGCUGUCCGUAUAUCGGUCUGCCGGCGUUCAAGCCCGGAGAGGAAGUCCGGUUGUUAAACAAUGAUGUGCAGCUCUGAGGGAGUGCUGCUUUCCCGUGCUGCUUUCCGAUUUUGGAGAAUUUGUUCUUGUUGCAGACUGGCGUUCGAGGGAGACAUGGUGCAAGGGUUUGGUGGGGUUUGAUUCGAUGCGCAGAGUGAAGAGCUCGCUGAGUUUGUCUUCAUUCCUCUUCAUCGCUGCAUUUUUCUGUUGUCGUUGAUUUUUCCGAAUCCGAAAAUUUAAAUUUCGAAACACCUCAUUCCUCGUUCAAGGGAGCUCUUGCGCCCUCCUCUCCGCCGUGACCUCAUGAUAUGUUUGCCCCUGUGCGCUCCU